Molecule: messenger RNA, 711 nt
Organism: Emiliania huxleyi CCMP1516
Lineage: Eukaryota; Haptophyta; Isochrysidales; Noelaerhabdaceae
Exons: 2
Coding region: 1-711 (236 amino acids)
Molecular function (GO): S-adenosylmethionine-dependent methyltransferase activity
Source: RefSeq, a predicted model, not a curated record
AUGAGCGGCGCUUGGGUGCUCCUGCUGAGCCAUCAGGCGUGGUGCCCGCCCCUUCGUCCCCAGACGCCCGCCUCUCGCGCCGAGGCGCAGCCGCGAGCGAUGGAGCUCGACGUCGCGGCGGGAGAGCGAGGCCCAAGCCGGAUCCUGCCCAUCGUCGAGACGCUGCUGCGGGCAAAGCCGUUCCCCGCCACGUGUCCGUACGACGAGGCCACCGACGCCGCCUUUGCCCAGCGGCAGACGCCGUGGGUGCUCGCGCCGCCGCCGGCUGCCGAGGUGAGCGUCCUCAGCCGUUGCUACGCCGCUCGGCUCGCCGAGGCGGGGGCGAGCGCUGUGCUGGAGGUGACGGGCGACGGCGAGGGGACGCGGCUGCCCGCGCCGCCGAUCGGCCGCCCCCGCCUGAAGCGCUCGUGGCUCCACGCCUUUGCCGGCUCGUAUGAGGCCGGCCGGGGCGGCCGAGGCGGCGGUGGCCGUGGUGGCGACGCGCCGCAGCACGCGCUCUUUUCCGGGGCGGAUCCGCUGCCGUACGCGGACGCCUCCUUCGACGCCGUCCUCUGCCACGGCUGCCUCCCCUACGUCUCCCACCCAGUCGCCCUCCUCGCGGAGCUGUUUCGAGUGCUCAAGCCGUCGGGCGUGGCGCUGCUCUCCUUUGCCGGAGACCCGCCUGUCGACCGAGCCAGCGACUUCGACCGAAGACACGCGACGCAGGUCUGA